Messenger RNA from Maudiozyma saulgeensis, 3519 nucleotides. Lineage: Eukaryota; Fungi; Ascomycota; Saccharomycetes; Saccharomycetales; Saccharomycetaceae. The record is from the annotation of a GenBank genome assembly.
AUGUCGAAUAAUGAUAAUAAUAUACAACCUCAAAAUGUUAGAUUACGUAAACGAACACCACAAAUGAUUUCAAAUAUUGAAAAUGCAAGAGAUAAAAGAAAAUCCGAAGUUUUAAUAGCUGCACAAUCCUUAGAUAAUGAAAUUCAAAGUGUUAAACAAUUAAAACGUUUAUCAAUUGGUUCAUUAGAUUUAUUAAUUGAUCCUGAAUUAGAAUUUAGAGUGAAUAAUAACAACAACAACAACAACAAUAAUACUAUAUCCACUUCAUCGAAUGAUUUAAAUUCAAUUAAGAGAAAAUCUUGGAUUUCAAAUAGUAAUAAUACUAGUAUAAAUAAUUUAUCUGAUCAAUCUUUGGAAAGCAAUGAUUCAACUAUUGAUUCUGAUAGUAUUGUUAAUAGUAGUAUAGAUGUUACAAGAGCAGAAUAUCUUCAUGAUGAAUCAACACAAAAUGCAUUAGCUGAAGAAUCUUCAACAACGCCGUCAAGAUUUACUUCAUCUUCAACAAUUAAUAGUAGCACAACAACAAGACAUUUAUCAGGGAUUAAUUCAUUAAGGAGAGGUUCACAUAAUGUUGGAACAAGACGUACAUUAUCUGCAAAUACAUUAACUGAUAAUGAACAAGAUGAAGACGAAGAUUUUACUAAUCAUUUAUUAUGGGUACCUGCAAAUCAACAUCCAAAUGUUAAACCUGAAAAUUAUAUAGAAUUAGUUCAAGAUGCAUUGCAUAAUAUUCAAAUUCAAGAUAGUAAUGAAGAUAAUGAUAAUGACAAUAAUAGUAAUCAAGGACAAAAUGAGAUUUCAUUAAAUCAAAAUAAAGAAAAUUUACAACGAAGGAAGAGUAAUGUCAGUAACAGUAAUAAUAAUAUUAAUAAUAAUAAGAAAAAGAAAAAAUAUAAUCGCACAUUGGUUAGAAGACCCUCAAGUCUUAGAAAAUCAUAUACUGAAUUAUCUGAAAAUUCAGAUCAUACAUCAUUAGAUGAUAAUGAGGACAACAAGAAUGUUGUAUUGAAUAUGAAGAGAAAUAGCCAUUCUAAUCAAAGAACAGCAUCAUUGAAAGAUAUUACUGAAGAAUUAACUAAAAUAUCAAAUAAUGCAGGUCUAACAAAUUCUGAUGCUAUUACAUUAGCAAGAACAUUAAGCAUGGCAGGUUCAUUUACCGGAAUGGAUGAUGAAGCUUUAUUAGAUGAUGGUAGUAAUUCAAAUCUUGAUGAUAAUAAUAACAAUAAUAAUAUUUUACAAUCUCAAGAUAUUAAAACAAAUAAUGAUAAUAGUGAAAGUAAUUCUGUAGAUGAGUUUGCAUCUAAAAUGUUUAUGAAAAAUGGACUCACAAUACCCCAACGAUCUUCUCUUAGAAGAAGUAAAUUUAACACUUAUAGAAUAAGAUCGGCAGAUUCAACUACUACUACUACUACUACAGACAACACAAGAGACACAAAGAGACACUCUAGUGACAUAGUACAAAGAGAAUCUCUAAUUAAUGAUGAUACUAAAACAUUACAUAUGCCUCAUUCUCCAAUUGCAUUCAAUAAUGACUCUCCUUCAACAAUUGCAUCCGCUGAAUCACCUGGAUCUAUCAGCGACUUAUAUGAUCACUAUACCCAACUAAAUAAGGGAUCGAAGACAGAUCUCGAAGAAAACAGUGACGAAGAUAGUAAUAUUCUAGAUAAUGACGACGACGAAAUAGAUACUUCAGGUCCAGCCUCACAGGAUAGUAGUCUUCUUUCAAGUGAUAGUGUCUUAUACAGGCCAUCUCAAUCUACAAAUGUGAGAGGUAGUUCAAAUGUUUCAUUAUUGCAUGAAAAUACAGAAGCAUUGAUGAAUAACGAUAAUACAUCUUCUUAUACACCUUUACUAAACAAUAACACCACAACGUCUCGUCCCGGUAACGACAACAACAACAACAACAAUAACAAUGACAAUUGGUCAUGGUCCGGAAAAUCAGAAAACCAUCACUAUAAUGAUCACACAAAUGAAAGCCGUGACCUGAUAGACAAUACACAUUCUGAAGCUAAUGUCAAUUUGAAAAAUAGAAGUAAUCAUUCAAAAAAUCGUCAUAAACCUAUAUUAAACAUUUCCAAUACUAAUAGAAAUUCUGAUUUCACCUCUAAUCCUAAAAUUACGUAUAAAACAAAUACAGUAAGUGAAAGACCUACAUUAAAAAAAUCAAGCGCAGAUAAUAUUGUAUUAGCUGAAACUACUGAACAUAGAUCAUCUAAAGCUCCAUCCUCAUCCUCAUCUUACAACGGAUCAGAAUCGAAUGUAACUACAAACUCCGAAAUAUCUUCCCAUGCCACUGUACUUGACGAGAAUAAGGAUAAUAACACAAACAUUGUACCCAAGAAACCUUCAUUAGAAGAGAAGCUAGUUAAAUUAUUCAAAAGAAGAACUCAUCGUCGGAGAUCAUCGAACUCCAAUAACCAAUCUGUUACAAAGACAAAUGAGUCUGGAGUUCAAGAGGAAUUGAAAAAGAAGAUCUCCAAGUUCCGUAAGCAUCAAAGAAAACAACCUACGUCAGUAAAUCCUGCAGUAGAAAUAAGUCCUGUCGUAGAUGAGAAGCAAGCAACUGUGCCACAAAGGAUCCAGUCACACGAUACAUCACCAGUACAUAGAGAUAAUCUACAGUCACCCGAGCCAACACAUUCUUCUGAAGAUGACGAAUUACCAACUCUACAACCAGCUGUCAGCGUUACAAGCACCAAAAAUAAAGAACCCGGAUCGCCGACAAUUCAAACUGAUAUACCAGGGAAUGAAUCCGGAAAUUCACCUUUUACAGAGACGGUACAUGAAUUGGAUGGCGAUGAUUCACAGGAUAUCAGUGCUAAUUCUGAAUCCAUUGUAAAUACAUCCUUCAAGAGUGAGUCAUCUGCGUUGAACCUCGAGUCAAACAAAUCUUUGGAUCAAGUCGAUACAUCUGCAGAUAUUAGCCAAGCAACAGUAGUAGCCCCUUCUCAAUCCCCUGUAUCAUCUAGUCUUCCGCCACGGAGAUUGACAUUUGCAGAUGUGAAAAGGCCAGAAAAACCGAACGCACCAAUUAAAUUUACAGAUAGUGCAUUUGGAUUCCCCUUACCAGAGCUGACAAACUCAACUGUUAUCAUGUUUGAUCAUCGACUUGGAAUUAAUGUUGAACGUGCUAUCUAUCGUUUAAGUCAUUUGAAAUUAAGUGACUCGAAGAGGGAAUUACGUCAACAAGUACUACUGAGUAAUUUUAUGUAUUCGUACCUGAAUUUAGUGAAUCAUACCCUAUACUUGGAACAAUCUGAUGCCAACACCACUGGCGAUUUUGAUGAUUACAACAGUGAUGAACAAGAUAUUGAAAUUGAAGAUGAAACCAAUCAAUCUUCUGAAAAUAAUGCGAAUAAAUAUCAGAACCGAGCCAUUGAAGGAAGUAGGAAUGACCCGAGGGCAGUUACACAAAAUGGUGGACUUCUAUAUAAUGGACAAUCCAGUGGAAACUCAAACGUUGAGUACACAACUGAACAUAACAAUUCCAAUGGUACAAUCCUUAUACCAGACAUAUAG